Molecule: messenger RNA, 1032 nt
Organism: Cyphellophora attinorum
Lineage: Eukaryota; Fungi; Ascomycota; Eurotiomycetes; Chaetothyriales; Cyphellophoraceae
Exons: 2
Coding region: 1-1032 (343 amino acids)
Molecular function (GO): arylformamidase activity
Source: RefSeq, a predicted model, not a curated record
AUGGCUACCGACUUCAGCAAGCUCCCCGAUUUCGACUCCCUUCCCUCUGUCAAGGACAUGCCACAGGGCUGUGCCUGGGGACAAUUCGACCGCGAUGGCAAGAAGGAUCACCUCGGCUGCUUGAACUACCUCACCCCAGCUGUGGUGAAGGAGGCCUACAAAGAGUGCCGCGACGGCGUCUCCGUGAGCCUCAACUGGCCUAUCGGCGCCAUCAACACGCCGGGCUUUGCACGCAAAGGCUUAGUCCACAAGGUCUUGUCUUUCAAGGAGGGACCUUUCUCCCUGCAUGGCUUCGAUGACGAGGUCGAGUUCAAUACCCAAUGCUCCUCGCAGUGGGACUCCCUCGUGCACUUCCACCACCAGCCCAGCGGGACGGGCUACAAUGGCUGUCGACCAAGCGUCGAGACCUUGACCCAGGAAUUCGGCAAGGAGGACAAGGAUCAAUCCCUCCCAACGCUCAACCACUGGCACAGUCGUGGCGGCUUAGUGGGCCGCGGCGUGCUCCUCGACUAUCGUGCAUACGCCCAGGAAAAGGGCAUCAAGUACAACUGCUUCGAAGACCACCGCAUCACUAUCAAGGAACUGGAAGACGUGGCGAAGCAUCAAGGUGUCGAGUUCAAGCACGGCGACAUCCUCAUCGUGCGAUCUGGCUUCACGGAGGAUCUUGGUGGGAUCUCUGCCAAGGAGCAGGAAGAGAAGCUGGGCACGCACAAGGCUGUCGGCGUUGAGGGGACAGAGCAGAGCGCCAAAUGGUUCUGGAAUCAUCACUUCUCUGCCGUCGCGGGGGACGCUAUUGCGUUUGAGGCGCUGCCGCCGAAGCGGCCGGAUGGAAGUGAUGGGACAAUCGAUGAGCUUGUCCUGCACCAGUAUUUCCUGUCACUCUUCGGCCUCAACAUCGGCGAGCUGUGGGAUCUGAAAGCACUGGGUGCGAAGUGCAAGGAACUGGGCCGCUACAGCUUCUUACUGACUUCUGUCCCACUGAACGUGCCUGGGGGUGUCGGAAGCCCGCCGAACGCUCUGGCCGUUUUCUAA